CGCCAAGAACCACCGGAUUAUCUGAUAGAGAAGAAUGGGUUACAUAGGAGCUCAUGGUGUAGCAGCUCUUCAUAGGUACAAAUACAGUGGAGUGGAUCACUCUUAUCUUGCCAAAUACGUGCUCCAACCUUUUUGGACUCGAUUUGUCAAAGUCUUCCCUCUAUGGAUGCCACCAAACAUGAUAACGCUUAUGGGGUUUAUGUUUCUAGUCACUUCCUCCCUGCUAGGCUAUAUAUAUUCACCUCAGCUGGAUUCUCCUCCGCCACGAUGGGUUCACUUUGCACAUGGUUUACUUCUCUUCUUGUAUCAGACAUUCGACGCGGUUGAUGGGAAGCAAGCAAGAAGGACAAAUUCCUCUAGCCCCCUAGGAGAGCUUUUUGAUCAUGGUUGUGACGCACUUGCUUGUGCGUUUGAAGCCAUGGCAUUUGGAAGCACUGCAAUGUGUGGAAGAGAUACUUUCUGGUUCUGGGUUAUUUCAGCUAUUCCAUUUUAUGGAGCUACAUGGGAACACUAUUUCACCAACACACUUAUUCUUCCUGUUAUCAAUGGGCCUACUGAGGGUCUUGCACUUAUAUUUGUCAGCCACUUCUUCACAGCCAUUGUCGGUGCUGAAUGGUGGGCUCAGCAGUUGGGGCAGUCAAUACCAUUGUUUAGUUGGGUGCCAUUUGUGAAUGAGAUCCAAACUUCCAGAGCAGUGCUAUACAUGAUGAUCGCUUUUGCUGUUAUACCAACCGUUGCAUUCAAUGUGUCAAAUGUCUACAAAGUCGUUCAAUCAAGAAAAGGGAGCAUGGUGUUAGCACUAGCUAUGCUGUAUCCCUUCGUUGUCCUACUUGGAGGAGUUUUGAUAUGGGAUUACUUGUCUCCAAUCAAUCUCAUAGCAACAUACCCUCACUUAGUUGUACUCGGAACUGGACUUGCAUUUGGAUUUCUGGUGGGAAGAAUGAUUCUUGCUCACUUGUGUGAUGAGCCUAAAGGACUAAAAACAAACAUGUGCAUGUCGCUACUCUAUCUUCCCUUUGCACUCGCAAAUGCGCUAACCGCGAGAUUGAAUGCUGGGGUUCCUCUAGUCGACGAAUUAUGGGUUCUUCUUGGCUACUGCAUAUUCACAGUGUCAUUAUACUUGCACUUUGCAACAUCGGUCAUCCAUGAGAUCACUGAGGCUCUUGGAAUCUACUGCUUCAGGAUCACGCGUAAAGAAGCUUGAAAAGAAACCUUUAAGGGUAAUGUUUUUUUUGUGUGUGGACCGUUGGAUCGACACAAGGAAUGGUCGAUAUGGACCUGUUGGAUCGGUGAUGUAUUUCCUCUUCUUAUUCAUUGUUGUCUGUUUGAUCAGGAUAGGUGAAUUAUGUAGAACUUUGUAUAAUGUUCUUGUUUUGGAUUUAUCCAUGGGGAAAAAUACGAAAAUUAUUCUUGAAAUAAGGAGCACUUUUUACC
Messenger RNA from Arabidopsis arenosa, 1434 nucleotides. NCBI's taxonomy places the organism in Eukaryota, Viridiplantae, Streptophyta, Magnoliopsida, Brassicales, Brassicaceae. The record is from the annotation of a GenBank genome assembly.